UUCUCUCUUGAAAUAUGUUGGGUCAAGUUUCUCCUUUCAAUGAUUCUUCUGUAUAAUAUUUUGUCGUCGUCCGUUCUUCAUUCGCCUUUUUCGUAAGACAAUAGUUCGUAGAGAUCGUCAUCUGGUGAAAGUACCAUUUCCUUUUCUGUGGUACGAUUUGCACGAUUGUAUUUACAUACAUGCUUGCUCACUUCCGAAAGCAUAUCCGAUAGAGAAAGUCAUUCGAUAUUUGUAAACAUCAAACAAAGUAAGUUCACCUUAUGUAAUGAACGUGUGCUCUGCUUUAAUUUUCUUGAUUAGUGAAAUGGAUUUUGAAUCUAGGUUCAAUAUGACUGCUGGAACUACCACAGAAAAGUCAACUAGCAAUCCUUUGGAACAGUUUGUAUUGUUAGCAAAAACUGCCAAAGGAGCAGCUGCCAUAGAGCUUAUCAAGCAAGCGGUAGAGACACCAGGAGUACAUGUAUUUGGAGAGUUAUUAGAUAUGCCUAAUAUCAAAGAAUUAGAGAAUGGACCUUAUGUUCAGUAUUGGAAUACUCUGAAUUUGUUUGCCUAUGGGACUUAUAAAGAAUAUUUAGAGAAUAAAGAUAAGGUUUUGGAAUUGACUACCACUCAAAAGAAAAAGCUCCAACAUCUGACCAUUGUAACAUUAGCCACAAAGUCCAGAUGCAUACCAUAUUCUCUAUUAUUGGAGGAAUUAGAUAUAAAAAAUGUUAGAGAUUUAGAGGACUUAAUAAUAGAAGCGAUCUAUGCAGACAUAAUACAUGGUAAAUUAGACCAAAAAAAUUCACAGUUAGAAGUGGAUUACGCUGGUUUAGGACGUGAUGUUAGGCCUGACGAUACAGGUGUUGUGGCUGAGACAUUAGCUGCUUGGGGUCAGGCUUGUGAUACAGUGUUAGCAUGUAUCGAGGAACAAGUCACAAGAGCUAACGUAGAAAAACAAAAGGCUACUUAUCACAAAGAAAGGAUACAGAGAGAUAUUGCUAACAUAAAGAAGUCACUUGCUGCACAAGCUGGAGGUGGUGGUGUGCAGGAAGCUGACAUGUCUGGAGGCAGUACUGGAUCUGCAGGAAGUGAAUCAUGCAGAGAAGCAUUGUCAACUCCACCGGAUGCAAAGAAGAAGCAACAAAAGAUCAAAGGUAUUAAAGGCAGUGGAUUGUAGUACGUUACAUGUAAUCUGCAUUAAAACCCUUGCAAGCCUAUGUAAAACUGCGAUAAACAAUGAUGGUAAAGCAAUUAAGAAGCACCAUUGUGAACAAAGGGAAAAGUUCAUUGUCAUAUUUUGGUAUACCAUACAGAUACUAGAUGGAUUGAAUUUUCAUUAAUUUUAAAAGAGAAUCUUGUAAAUAUAUGUAAUGAAAUAUGACACUAUGAGUCAUUGUUAUGUUUGUUUAAUGAUAUUUAUAUGAAGAUUUUGUUACAUUAAAGUUGCAAAUUUUUUCCGAAUUGUCGUUUAUAUUAUGUGUUAGAGGAAACUGAAAGAAAGUGGGAGAGGGUAAUAUAUAAACGAAUUUAUUAAUAUUCGUUCUAUCUAAAGUAAUAACUUGAGUUAACAGAUGCGAGGAUAAGGUAGCUUAAAUAUUUGGGACGGAACGAAGGAAAUCUAUAAAUUUAUUUCUACGUUGUACCUGGCUUUAGGUUUCGAAUCGGUAUUAUUAAUAAAUUUUAUAUUUUAUCAUUGACAUUCUUGCAAAACUAAAUAUAUUUUGAUUUAGCGACUUUGUGUUAGAAAAGUAAUUCAGUCAUUAUUAUUAAACAGUAUAAGAAUUCUUCAUCGUAAAAUCGCAAAUUCUCUAUUUUACUGCACGCUAGAUUAGCUGUGGCUAAGAAAUUAAAAUUAUUGUCAAAGAGAUUUACCGAGCAUUAUUGAGUAAAUCGUUGUAAACACGUACUUGCAAUUAAAUUUAAUAUCGAAUUAGUAAUCUAUUGUCAGCGAUUCGAAGCAGACAAAUGUAAAUCGCGAACGAAACCAUGUCACAUGUCACAUGAUACAUGGAAAAACACGAUUGUGAUCGUCCUCACAUCGAUACCUUAAAAAAUGAGAGAAAAUGACGAACAUUCUCUUAUAUGAAAGAAAAACAAAGGUACUUUUAUAACGAAUAAGCUUUUAAAUUUUUGUAAAACGUAUAGCAUGUACGAGAGUUUCUUUUAGUCAGGCCAAAGAUUUUAUAUUUUGCGUUUUAAGGUGUGAAUGUUAACGAAACAGGGAUUUGACAAAUUUUAUAGGCAAGUCUGAUAGCUGUUGCAAUGAAUCUGCAUAUUUGUUAUUGUAUCCGUGCCUACACAGAAUAUUGUCAUCAUUGGAUGACGUUAGAGUUCAGCGUGGUGAAUUGCUUAAAUGUGUCUCAUACAGUAUUAAUCGUUUUCAUCGUCUCUGUUAACAUUCGUAUUGUCUUUUUUUUUUCUUCCCUACAAAGACGAUAUAUAACGUAGCCGUCACGAGAGGUGAUGAAGUGUAACUAGUCGGAUCGAUCAUUGUUAUUAAAAAAAGUAAGAGAAAAGGGAAGGUUGUGUGUUUAGGAGGAUGUAAACGGUAUACGAACGACAUGUUGCUUAGUGAACAAGAAAUGUCAGUCGAAUUACAAAACGUUGUAAUUGCUAAUGGAAUAAAAAGAUAAUUUAUUUUA
Molecule: messenger RNA, 2624 nt
Organism: Bombus terrestris (buff-tailed bumblebee)
Lineage: Eukaryota; Metazoa; Arthropoda; Insecta; Hymenoptera; Apidae
Gene: CSN7
Product: COP9 signalosome complex subunit 7b
Exons: 4
Coding region: 266-1159 (297 amino acids)
Biological process (GO): COP9 signalosome assembly
Cellular component (GO): COP9 signalosome
Source: RefSeq, a predicted model, not a curated record